AUGGACUCCAUACCUUCGGGGCGAGACUCCAGCUCCCCGCCCAGCUCCAAGCAGGAGCUGUCCUACCCGAGCACCAACCUGAAGCCCAACCAGGUGGGGCAGACGGUGCUGUACGGAAUACCCAUCGUGUCUUUGGUGAUAGACGGCCAGGAGAGACUUUGCCUCGCCCAGAUCUCCAACACCCUCUUGAAGAAUUACAGCUACAACGAGAUCCACAACCGGCGUGUGGCGCUGGGCAUCACCUGCGUCCAGUGCACCCCUGUGCAGCUGGAGAUCCUCCGCAGGGCCGGGGCCAUGCCCAUCUCCUCCCGGCGCUGCGGGAUGAUCACCAAACGCGAGGCGGAGAGACUCUGUAAGUCGUUUCUCGGGGCUCACGCACCGCCUAAACUUCCAGAGAAUUUUGCUUUCGACGUGUCCCACGAGUGCGCCUGGGGGAGUCGAGGCAGCUUCAUCCCGGCCAGAUACAACAGCUCCAGGGCCAAGUGCAUCAAGUGCACAUAUUGCAACAUGUAUUUCUCCCCGAAUAAAUUCAUAUUUCAUUCGCACCGCACGCCGGAGUCCAAGUACACGCAGCCAGAUGCAGCCAAUUUUAACUCGUGGAGGCGACAUCUGAAAUUGACUGAUAAAAGCGGCCAGACAGAUGUGCUCCACGCGUGGGAGGAUGUGAAGGCCAUGUUCAACGGGGGCAGUCGGAAGCGGACGCUGCCGGGCAGUGGGUCCGACUCCAGGUCCCACAUGAAGUCCCAAGGACCCAGCCGUCCCCGGGAGACCCCCGACAUCCCUGCGAAGAUCAUCAGCAUCGAGGACCAGCGCGGCGGCAUGGCGAGCGCACGCAGCUACCCGGUCAUCCCGGUGCCCAAUAAAGGGUUCGGGAUGCUGCAAAAAAUCCCACCACCCCUCUUCCCUCAUCCAUACGGGUUCCCAGCCUUCGGCCUGUGUCAGAAGAAAGACGACAGCCUCCUGGGAGAGCAGAGCAACAAGCCGGGCCUGCCGGGCGUCCUGUGGCCUGCAGCCAAGGACAGCGCCUAUCACUCCUUCCCCAUGUUCUGGCCCGCGGCCGGCGCGCUCCCGAUGCCCCCGUACCACCCGACCCAGCACAAGCCCGUGCCCGAGCUGCUGUGCCCCCCCAGGCAGACCGACAUGGACCUAUCCGAGCACAGUGACCGCAGCACCAACACCUCCAAAGACAGCCUGGUGGAGAACGACCGCUGCUCCAGCACGCAGUCCGCGCGUAACGAGGAGGACAAGUCCGGGGACGAGGCGAGGCCGCUGGAGGGGAUGGCGCUGGUUCCCCGGAAGACCAGCUACGUGUCCGCGUUCAGGCCCGUCAUCAAAGACGCGGACUGCAUCGCGAAGCUCUACGGGAACAGGGCCGUGUACAGCCACUGUCGCACCGGCUAUCUGUCGCCAGACUUUUUAAGCGAGAGCUCCAGCUACCGAUCCGCGUCCCCGUGCGUGGACAGCGAGGGCGAGCCGGACGUGGACGUGGAGACGAACAAGACACCUGAUGAGGAAGAGGAGGAGGAGGAGGAGGACGAGGGGGACUCCCGGCCUCCGUCCUCGGUGUGCGCUCGGACUCCCCCCGGCUUGGCACGCAGUGUCUCGCCCAAGGAGUCGGAGUGUAAGGGCCUGCCGGAGAGCAGGGUGGCCCAGUCCUCUGACAGAGACAUGCACAGCAAGCAGCUUUCAGAGAGACACAUAACCGCGUCUUUCACUGAAGUUUUCACAGCGGAGAGAGCUGGGCUGCAACAAAGGAGCAGUCCGUAUCAGUUCAGAGCUGCCACUUACCAGAGUGGAGUACUUCCAACUAAUGAUGAUGGUGCGAGUAAAGAGGAACCGUCUUCCACAGUGGAGGAGAUCGAAACGAAAUCUUUUCAUGAACACAGCGGCGAGGAGAACCAGCGGGAGCCCGAAGACGGCGAGGACGCGCCAGUCAGAGCUGUGGCAACACAAAGAGAUCUAGAAAGUCUGGCUAAAGAUGAACUCCAGAAGCAGCUGUUAGAGCAGGUUGAGCUGAGGAAAAGACUGGAACGAGAAUUUCAGAACCUGAAAGAUAAUUUCCAGGAUCAGAUGAAGAGGGAGCUCUCCUACAGAGAGGAGAUGGUCCAGCAGCUUCACAUCGUCAGAGAAGCUCACGACGCGUUGCACCAUUUCUCGUGUAAGAUGUUGACUCCUCGCCACUGCAGCGGCUCCUGCUCCUUCAAGUCUCCUCUGCUGCCGCCCUGA
This is a messenger RNA of Limanda limanda (common dab), 2226 nucleotides long. RefSeq names its product SKI family transcriptional corepressor 1b (gene skor1b). Bases 1 to 2226 code for a protein of 741 amino acids. NCBI's taxonomy places the organism in Eukaryota, Metazoa, Chordata, Actinopteri, Pleuronectiformes, Pleuronectidae. Gene Ontology annotation, cellular component: nucleus; transcription regulator complex. Gene Ontology annotation, biological process: negative regulation of transcription by RNA polymerase II; negative regulation of BMP signaling pathway. The transcript is spliced from 7 exons. Gene Ontology annotation, molecular function: SMAD binding; DNA-binding transcription factor activity, RNA polymerase II-specific; RNA polymerase II cis-regulatory region sequence-specific DNA binding. The record is from RefSeq and is a predicted model, not a curated record.